AUGUUGUACCAUCACCAUCCAAUGCCUCAGGACAGGGAUAAGCAACGUGGCAAAGCUAUCGUUGUCGAUGGACAAACACCCGGUCAGUCUGGUGGCCAGCAGGCUGUGCCCAGAAAGUUGACCGCCGUCGCCUGUGUUGACUGUCGCAAACGGAAGCGCAAGUGCAAUGGCGAACGCCCAUCGUGUUCAGCGUGCCAGACCCGAGGGUUGUCUUGCAUGUAUGAUGUCGUUGAAGGCGCGACACGAACCGAAGACCUGAAACAAAAGGUCUCGUCGUUGUCGGUGAGAGUGCGGAAUCUUGAGUUGUUUGUCAACAAAUUGAGGUAUAGCACCGACAAUGAAGCCAGUGCAGUCCUCGCUCAGCUCAGGCUUGGAGAUACCGUCAACGGAAUCCUUGGCGCCGAUAUGGCCGACGGCCUCUCAGACAUGGGCGAAUCCGAACAGGGAACGGAGCAAGCGAUGCCGACACUUCAAAGUGUGUCGACGUUUGGCAUUGGACUUGCUCAUAAUCCAGCAGGUCCAUCUCUGCUCACCAACACCUCCCUGUACGAGUCAUCGCCGAAGGAGCGAAGUGUCAGUGUUAGCAUCAGCAGCCCUGGCUUGGUCGAUGGGGUCAAUCGAGAAGCAAGUGCAUCGCGACAGAACUCGGAUUCUCCGUGGGCUCUAUCCUUGUUUGUCCAAGUUGACUCUCAGCACCUCUUGUUCAGAGACGAGUCAUAUUCGAACAUGAGGAGUCCCAACCAAGAGUCGCCGCCAAAUCUCGAUGGCAAUGCUCCGGACCUGACCUACCUCAGAAGCAACCAAAAAAAGCUAUGGAUCGAUCCCACACUGGCCUCGUCCAGACCAGAAUCGAGUUCAGGCCCAAGCUCGAGCGCGCCAGAUGGGCAUGCAAACGCCUUCGAUGGGCACAGAGCUCGACGAGAAGUAACCAACAAGGCUCGUUUUGGUGGCGACAGUGUCACGAUAUCGUCGAAUUUGUUCAGUCCAGUCGGGGCCGCGCCCUUGUCGCAGCCUCUGAACCCUCAGAUCCUUGGUGUGGACCUGACAGCCCCUGCAUGGGCAGUCACGUCGACGUACCUCAACGAUGAUCUCGACAUGAUGUCUGCCGUGUAUGUUGACUUCAUCAACGAGGCGAAAAGGCUCAUCAGCUCGGGUGUUGCUCCAGAUCGUGUGUUCGGUCUCCUUCCAGACAUCGAAGCCCUCGUGAACGAGGCUGCCUACCAGAGGUCUUCGUUUCUCUCUCAGUGGACCGCAAGACAUGCCAAUAGCUUUGGCAUACCGACGCUAUCGUGUCGCAUGGCCGUCAUGUGGCUUCAUUGGCUUCUGAUGCGGUGGAUGAUUCACCCGACGCCAGCAACCUAUCUCGCCGUUCCAGACUGGUACAGACCAACACCCUACCAGAUGUUCGUCCCACACCCUGUAUAUAUCGAUUUCCAGAUCUGGCCGAGAUUGAGAGACACCGUCAUUCAGCGCGUCGACCUACAAUGCCAGCCAUUGUAUUGGUACUCUGAGGCUGCGACAACCCUCGAUUGCAACUGGCCUGGCAGCGACCAAGAUGCCAUGUGCUACGAUGCCAACGCUAGAUUGACCCUCUCAGCGCCCUUCGUCCAGCACUUGGUGGAUCUCGGUAACUGGACUGUUGGCCCUGUCAUUCGGAAGCAUAUACCCGAUGCAUGUACUGUUCUCCAGAUCAAGUACGGUUCCAUGUAG
This is a messenger RNA of Aureobasidium namibiae CBS 147.97, 1710 nucleotides long. RefSeq lists its product as uncharacterized. Gene Ontology annotation, biological process: regulation of DNA-templated transcription. NCBI's taxonomy places the organism in Eukaryota, Fungi, Ascomycota, Dothideomycetes, Dothideales, Saccotheciaceae. Gene Ontology annotation, molecular function: zinc ion binding; DNA-binding transcription factor activity, RNA polymerase II-specific. Bases 1 to 1710 code for a protein of 569 amino acids. The record is from RefSeq and is a predicted model, not a curated record. The transcript is spliced from 3 exons.